AUGCCCGCCGAGUUCCUUGCCAAGAACCCUCCCCCGCUCUGGCUCACUCUCUACCACCUAGUCACCCGCCUCCCUGACUCUCUGCGUGCAGUCAGGGAUUCCUUCCUAGCUCGCUGCCCUACUGAGCUCACCAUUGCCCUCCUCGAGAAGGAACUACUUGCAGCUGAGGCUAGCAUAGUCGCUGUAGGUGCCUCUCGUGGCGACCCCCGCACCCCGUUCUUUGAGGGGUGUUCUCCUUCCCCCCUUCUUCCCUCUGUCGCCUCUGCUGCUGCUGUCGACCUCCUUGGUGCUGAGAAGGUCGGGACUGCGUCUGCUUCGAGCGGACGCCGCAGCGGCAAGGGCAAAGGGGGCAAGGGAGGCGGAGGUCACAGUGGGGGAGGAGGUGGUGGGGGCGGUGGCGGCGGUGGGGGUGGUGGCGGGGAUGGAGGGGUGAGUGGUGGCGGUGAGGGGGGUGGCGGCAGCGGCGGGGGAGGUGGCAGAGGCGGGGGCGGUGGUGGGGGUGGCGGUGGACGUGGAGGCGGCACGGGUUGGGGUGGUCGAGGAGGUGGGAGCGGAGGUGGUGGUCGUGGAGGCGCUGGCGGUGGCCAGAGCCAGCAGCACACUCCGUCGCCCCAGGAGACGUGUGGGAGGGCCCACACCGCGCAGCGCUGCUUCUCUCGUCUCGACGACGCUUGGCGUGUUCAGUUCCCUCAGGCCUCUGAGCUGCCCCGCUGGAUUGAUCUCCUGAAGAAGGGGAUUGAUAUCUAUGCUCUAGACUUUGAUGCUAUUCUCACUGCCAUGUAUGUGAUGUCUACUAGUGGAGAGGGUGCCGAGUACCUGUGUGUUCCGCCCGACCCGGGCAUUAGGACCAGUGAGUCUGCCGCUUCAGGUCCGCGCGUGUCUGCUACCUCAGGUGCUGGUGCGGCUGCUGCUCUAGGUGCUUGUGCGUCUGCGCCCACUGGUACUGAGUCGACUGCAGCACUGCACACCUUCACACUGGACUCAGGUGCUUCUCGCUGCUUCUUUCGUGACCGCACUGCCCUUGAGCCACUUGCUCGGCCAGUUGCUGUCUCCCUCGCUGACCCCUCCGGGGGACCGGUCGUGGCGACCUCCUCCACUGUCCUUCCCUGUCCUGCGGUCCCGUCGGGCACACUGUCCGUUCACCCCGGCCUACGAGCGCGUGACGCACUGCACGUGUGCCCGUACGGGCCGCCACUUGGCUACCUUCACUAG
Messenger RNA from Closterium sp. Yama58-4, 1212 nucleotides. NCBI's taxonomy places the organism in Eukaryota, Viridiplantae, Streptophyta, Zygnematophyceae, Desmidiales, Closteriaceae. The record is from the annotation of a GenBank genome assembly.